Messenger RNA from Lottia gigantea (owl limpet), 1746 nucleotides. RefSeq lists its product as hypothetical. The coding region runs from base 1 to 1746 and encodes 581 amino acids. The transcript is spliced from 2 exons. Lineage: Eukaryota; Metazoa; Mollusca; Gastropoda; Lottiidae. The record is from RefSeq and is a predicted model, not a curated record.
AUGGAGCAAUCUGGUAACAUGAGGUGUUUUCGUUGGUUCAACAGACUUCGCACACGUCAUCACCGGUCCCGACAUGCGAUCCUCUGGGCGAUCGCAAUCACUUGUUUAUUCGGUGUAUAUUACCUGAAUCAAAAUGGAAUCCAGGCUCAAACUGAAUACAGUCCGGAUAAUCGAGUACUUUUAAAUGUGGCACCAAACGAGGGAGUGGAUAGGGCACCAAAAGCCAUCAAUAUGCCGCCAAAUCCACUUGAAGAAGACGUUGACGACCUUGACCUUCGACCCGACCUUGCCCCCGCCACUCUCCAUUAUAUUUGGUGUGGUAAAAGGGCGUUUGAAUAUAAACAUUACUUGGCGAUAAAAAGUGCUAACCGCGCCGCGAAACCGGAUAAAAUAUUUUUCUAUUAUGAAAACUUACCGGAAGUCGAUGACGAGGGUUAUUACUUGUGGUUUAAUCAAACUUUACAAGAAAUCGAUCAUCUGUUGCCAAGGCAAUUGAACGCUUCGUGUCCAAGAAGAGGAGCAGAACGAUAUCUAUUGGUUUUAGAAAUUCUAGAACAACAUGGCGGAAUAUAUGUACCGGAAGAUGCUUUGUGGGUAGAUUUUCCAGUGCACUUGCGCAUUAACCCGUUAGUAACAGGUGUAACGGCGCGAAAUCCAACCGAGUUUCUAGACGGCAUCAUCGUUGCUAAGCGAGCAGGUUUCAAGAAGCCUACCAAUACGGAAGAACUUUUAGUUGUCUUGAGUCUUGGAAAACAUGAACAUGGUGGAAUAAAACCGUGUGUUCCCAUAGAAACUUACGCAAAUGACGCUACUGGCGAUUUUAUCUGCGUGACUGUGACGUCAUCUUUAUUUCCAAGGGACAUAUGGGAGGAUAACUCAAAGUUUGGCAUGUUAGCGCGUGUUGUUGCCUAUGGUGUUACGAACAUAGCGGUAAAACAUAAUCUAAGGAAUCCCAUUCCUAGAAUCGCUCAUUAUAUCUGUCUGGAGACGUGUGAAAUCAAAUUUAUCACUUAUCUCAGUAUGCUCAGUUCCGUUUACGUGGCCGGACUACAUAAAGUAUAUUUACACGGUGUUCGAGAACCGUCUGGAAAAUGGUGGCAAAAUAUUAAGGACGAUAGUCGUUUUAUGUUUGUGUAUCGCGAAUAUCCAGAAACAUUUCAUGAUAAAUCUGGAAUGACCAAACAUCUCGCGAACGGAAUUAUGAAAUUGGCCAUUUUGUUAAAAUAUGGCGGCGUUUAUCAAGACCCCAAUGUGUUAUGGACAAAGAAAAUUGACGAUCAUUAUUUCGGCUAUGAUGUAGUCGUUUCCCCGGAUUGGCAUCUUCAUGGCAGCUGGCCAGAUUCAGUGAACCACGGAGCUGUGAUGUCAAAACGAAAUUCAGAAUAUUUGAUGCGUUUUAGAUCUACAUUACAAAAACAUAAACUGAGCCCCUUUUGGUACGUGGAUCAUUUUAUAGCAUACCGAAUAAUCGAAAAACAUCCAGACUUGGUCAAUUUCGACCGCCAUUUUCAAGUGAAAUGUUUAAAUCAUAAUUGUCAUCCAACAUGGCAGCCACAUUACCGCUCAGGUCUGCUGCAGAAUAAACCGGGUGCGUCUUUUAACUGGCAGAACGAUACCAUGAGUAUCCAUUGGACUGAUACUUUCCCCGAGUUAGACAUCGAUAUGAUCAAAUAUACCAGCGGUACCAUUGUUGACGUCAGCAGAAAUAUAUUGGCGACUGCCGGGAUAGAUAUUCAAGGAUUAUGA